This is a messenger RNA of Salvelinus sp. IW2-2015, 6124 nucleotides long. NCBI's taxonomy places the organism in Eukaryota, Metazoa, Chordata, Actinopteri, Salmoniformes, Salmonidae. The record is from RefSeq and is a predicted model, not a curated record.
CAUGGACAACUGAGGACAUACAACUUCGAGGGAUGGAAAUAUUGUCAUCUUCACACAGUGAGACUAUUCUGCAGAUGUGGGCAUGCGCACUGCGUCGGUUCUACGGGGGACGGGAAGACAUCACGGAAAACUCGCUGUACCCGAACCCCACGCUGAAAGUCAUUCUUGAUUGCAGUGUAGCACGACUACCGACUACCAUGUUUGAUACACCGUUGAAGUCAGGGACUACUUGACACACUGGCGAUUUAAGUCGCCGCAAAACCGUAUAAAAUACCGUAUGGGAACAGUAUGCGGGAAAUGGUUGGAGGUUGCUGCGUGUGUUCCGAUGAGCGAGGCUGGGCUGAAAAUCCUCUUGUAUACUGUGAUGGGCACGGAUGCAGCGUCGCUGUGCACCAGGCGUGCUAUGGAAUCGUCCAGGUGCCCACUGGACCGUGGUUCUGUCGAAAAUGUGAGUCUCAGGAGAGAGCUGCCAGAGUGACGUGUUAUAUCUGUGAGGACCAUGGGCGAGAGAGCAAGGCUGCUUGUGGCGCCUGCAUGACGUGCAACCACCAGGGCUGUCGACAAGCCUUCCACGUCACCUGUGCUCAGAUGGCUGGCCUGCUGUGUGAGGAGGAGGGCCCUGAGGCUGACAACGUCAAGUACUGUGGCUACUGCAAGCACCACUACAUCAAGAUGCAGAGGAAGAUGCGCUCCAGUGGAGAGAACACAGAACGCAGCUCCUUCGGCCACUCCAGGGGGCGCUCCACGUCCCCCGCCCAGGACAAACACGGGUCCCACCACCACAGGCUCAGGAAGAGUCACAAGGACAAGGUGAGGCUAAAGGAGCGGCAUAAAAAGUCCUCUGAUGGUCUGGGGUCCUCACUGACCAGCAGCAUGGACAAGUUGUCGUCGGGUCACCACAGCAACAAGGACAGCGAGGGGAAUUCGAAGAGGUUGAGCUCUCACGGCCAGCUGGGACAUCGCAGUAAGAAGACAGGAAGCAUUGGCAAGAGCUGCUCCUCUUCCUCUUGCUCCUCCAGUCCCUUCAACACUGGUGGCGGCUCCCAAGACUUCCUCCCGUUCUCCUCUACCUCUCGUUUGGAGCGCGACCCCGACCGAGGAGCGGACGAGCAUGGUGCCGAGGAGCACCGCGACGAGCGGACCAGACGGACAGCGCCUGAGGAAGAUGACGAAGAAGAGGAGGAGGAAAAGGAAGAAGAGAAAGAAGAAGAGGAGGAGGAAUUGGACAAUAGUAAAUAUCACAACAAGGCCUCUCUGCAGCCCCCGGCCCUGACCCCGGUUGACGGACCUCACGGAGGGUCGUCGCAGRGUCACGAGAGGUCAGAGGGCGAGGCCAACUCUUUUGAGACCAAGGUCACAAUCUCCACCUUCGGCUCCAUCAUGCGCAUCACUUCCUCCUCGGGUGGGCUAGGCGGCGGCAGCAGCAAGCUCCGCAAAAUCUCCUCCUCCUCUUCCUCGGGGGACUACAAGCUUUCAAAGUCGCUUCUCAAGUCCCCGCACCUAGCCACGCCCCCUAUACUGGAGGAGGCCGACGUAGAGGAAGACAAGGCCACGCCCCCACCACCGCUGCCAACACACCGGGAGAGGAGGCACCGUGGCAACAAGAAGAGCCGGCAYGGACCGGGGCGCCCGCGGGGGAGCAAGAACCGGGAGCGGACGGAGAGGCGAGAGGAGGAGUACCGGCAGCACCAUCACCACACGGCUCCUGCUCCACCUCCUUCCCUAACCUCCUCCACCUCGUUCUCCUCGCUCUUCCCCAGCUCCUCCACCCUCCCCCACACAGCGUACUCCUCCACCCUGCCCACCUCCUCCCUCUCCUCCUCCUCCUUCCCCUCCUCYUCCACUUCCUCUAGCGUCAGUUUCUCCACAGGCCGCGGCUCCGGAAUCCACACCGGUCACAAGGACCCUCUGUCUUUGAGUGGGGGUGUCUGUAACACCCCUCUUCUUGCGGGGUCUCCUAUGAGCAGUCUGCCCUUACUGUUUGACCAGAGGGAGGGCGUGGGCCCUGGGGUCAGAGGUCGCCCUGAAAACGUCCCUCCAUCCAGCUCCCACAUAGAGCUCCUCCUGGAGAAGCAUGGCAACGGAGAGAUGGGAGCCAACAUUGUAGAGAUGCUCCAGUCCCUCCACUCGCUGCAGCAGGAGAACCAGCGUCUCCAGGACCAGAUUCUCAGCCUGACGGCCAAGAAGGAGCGGCUGCAGCUGCUCAACGUGGAGCUGGCCUGUCCCUUCCCCCCGCAGGUCCAUCACUCCCACCACUCCGCCCAUGGCCUAGUGCCCACCACCACCCACGCCCACAUCAGCUUCCUCUCCUCCGCAUACGACCCCCUCAGCACCAAUAAGAGUCCCCUGUCUAAAAGCUGCUUCCUGAAUGACACCUCCUUCAUCACCUCAUCCGAGGAGCUCCACUCUGGUAGUCCCUCCCGCAGUAGCUCCUCCCUCUCCUUCCAGAGCACUCCGCCCCCUCAGCAGAGCCCCGCCUCCUUCGGCCAGCCCUUGCUGAACGGGCUGGGUGGGCGGGUUUUGACUGACAGCCUGGGGGGCCUCAGUCAGGCCAGCAGUUCCAUGGUGGGCGGGCUCAUGGCCUCCCAAGCAGGAAGUCCCCAGCUGAACAUGAACGGCAUGCUGGGCAGCCUGAACGGGGUGAUCCAGUCACCUGUCCAGAACGGCCCCCAGCCCACCCUGCCGGCCCUGCGGCCCCAGCCUCCUCCUUUGGGCCCCCAGGCACUGGCACAGGGCCUGCAGCUCCCCAAGAGCAUGAGUCCGUCUUCUCUCCUGUCUGAGCAGCAGAAGCAGCUCCUUCUCCAGCAGAACUUCACUCCAGAGCAGCAGGUGGUGGUCUAUCAGAUGCUGCAGCAGCAGCGGCAGAGGGAGCUACAGCGACUCACGCUAACCGGGGCCCUCACCUCCACCCCCACUUCCCAGUCCCCCAACCUGGGGGCCUCGCCACUGCAGGGUGGCCAGGGACACCCCCUCUUCGGCCUGCAGGAUAAUGCACUUCACAAGCCCGGGGGGGUGGGAGAGAAGGGCGGAGACAAGAAUGGCUGACAUGUCAUCUUCAUGUCUGAACUGUUGCAGCUGUAACAGCAGCUAUAACAGCAGCUAUAACAGGGGAAAGGAAAGUAAUUGAGCUGUUCCAUCAGAAACUAAUGUCACCUUUAAUCUCCACCUGAAAGACUCUUGAACUCUCUGUCUUCUAUCAUCUCUGUCUUUCCCCCUCUUUUAUGAAUGUAUAAUGGAUUCCAUUUAAACGGUUAUGUUUUUUUUAAUGCAUUGAAUUCCUUUUAUAUGAGGACGUUUUUUUCUUCUAGGUCUGUAUGUGUGUAGGCAGCUUUCAGAGAGCAUGAAUACAGUGGUCUGUAAUUGAAUUGCACUAAUCUGUUAGCUAGACCAAUUGGGUUCGCUCUUGUAGCAGAGCCAGAGACUCUGGAGUCCUGACUGUAAAUGUGGAGAGUAUUGGGGUCCAGCAUAGAAAUUGUACUCUGGUGAUCAAUUCCAAAUCAACCCCUAGCCGCUACUCUCAAGGMACUUCCUGAGAUCUGAAAUGAUUAGAUGGGCGUAAACAAUAUGAUGACUAUUCCACCUAGCCAAUCAGAAGACAAGGUAAAUCAAUGACCUUAUAACUUUAAACCUAUCCAAUCCUUUUAGAUCUACUGGAGUGCCUAUGGGUAGGGCUAAGUGUCGACUUGGAAUUUGGGUGUGAGUGUUUUGGGCCAAAGUGUCCUUAGGCCAUAACUUUACUGAAGCACUGACCCUCCACUUAAGCAAUUAUACCCCUGUGGAACCAAUGUAUCCCUCCAAACAUCCUUGUUGAGGACAAACUGUCUGACACCUCUCUAAACAUCAACUGUCUUCCUCAAGGUCUGUCUUCCUUUCAUUUUCUUCCCUCCCAUAUAUUGUACAACUAUGCUAUUCCUAUUCUACCCUAUUAAAUGUCACAGCUACAGACUGGCACCAAAUGAUCUGGGGACUGGCAUUGACAGUGUAGAAUGCUAACUAUGCCUCAGUCCACCCCUGGGAAUUUAGAGAGAAUGUAUGAUGUUCAAUAUGUGUGCCGCUGCCGAGAUUAAUCCAACGAAACCAAACAUUUGAAUAUUGUCAAAGUAAAUAUGUAAGAAAUUCAUAUUUUUGUUUCCUCAACCCAUGUGUACUUUGCUGAUAUAGAACCUAAUAAGGGACAUUUGGUACUUACUGAUUCUAGGCUACUUGGAACUGACAAGUUAGUGAUGAAUUAGUAUGAAUAUUUUGCACUCUAUCCUGAAGUGUUAGUGUUUUCUUAUUUGUUUCGGUUGUACAUAUUGUUCUUUUGAUGCCCGGAAAAAUAGUUGUUCUUUUAGCAAUACUGUAUAGUUGUCAAUGCCUUAAAAUAACGCUAGAGUUACGGAGGAAAAUCAACUCACCCAUAACAGCCAGAAGGCAGCUUCUUUUCUCUUCUCCAUUUCUUAAUCUAGUUUUUGUUCUGGUUACAUUUACCGUUAUUUCAGAUUUAGGCGAAAGCACUCUUUUCAAUCUUACCAUUUAUACUAUUGAUAGGCAACGGUGAUCAUGUCAACAAUUGUACAAUGAAAAUAUGUUUAUCGGUAAGUCUCAAAUCAUCUGUAAUUGUGUCUUAAGAUGCUGCUCAUUGUUCUGUUUCUUAGCAGAACUAACAAGCAACAUCCCAUGUUAGAUGGUAUCACUUUACUUGGUCGUAAGAUCUAUAAAAGGCUGUCAUAGUAAUGACAUAGCAGUCAUGGUAUUUGUGACUAUGUUCUUAUACAAUUGUGACUCAAACUCUUAUUGCUUUCGUCAGGUCAGUGUUGAAUCAAUUGUCAUCAGGUGACUUCAUCUGUUGUGAUACGACUGCCUAUGACAUGUGUUACGUCAUUCUAGUAACACCAUUAUGUCUACAGUAUGUCUUACUACUGAGAUCAUGAUGCCAAGUCACAAAUGUUACCAUUCAGAACACAUAGGCAACUCGGGAACUCUAAUAUGUAACUUUCUUUACUGCCUGCUGCAUCUACUUUCUUGUGUGGCACAUAAUAACAGGUCCUUCUGUGCUGGGAUCAAGCUAAUCUAUUAUCAUUGGCCGUUCUCCCAGGUCUUUUAACUCACUGUUAGACUGGAAUAAUAUUUUUCCUUUGUGGUGUUCGUUACUCAUCUUAUUUUAUCAUUUCCUAAUUUAACUAUGGUCAAAGAUCAUUUCCAAAUGUGUAUUGGUUUUCUGUUUGCAACCUCGAUAUUGACCUCCCGUACAUGUGAUGUCGGUAAGUAUUGGAACUGUUCUGUUUUUUGUAGUUAGUUGUCAGUGAGGAACUUUCAAGCGACUAUGUUAGUUGGUAAAAUACUGUAGCAACGAGACUAUAGGAGAAUGUUAACGUUGAUAACACAUGAGCCUAUUCCUCCAUAUUGACAGGACUUCCAAARGAGGUCUGCGGUUGAACAAGUACGUCCUUAUGAGUUGUUGUACGAUUAAGGUAAAAAUCUAGGAAAGAACAUGUCGAAGAGAUUGUUUUUGACUGAAAGAGUACUGCGAAGGAAUCUUGAAAGGGAAUCUUUCCCAUGUUGCACUGGGGCGAUUUGGCCCAAUGAAAUGUAAAUCAUUUUUUUAAUAUACUUUUGUUGUUUUUUAUUGUUUGAGUACAAAUUGUAUACUUAAAUGUGUUUGUGUAUAGACACAUUCAUUUUCUAAGCUUUGAAGUUGGGUAACCAAGAUAAUCUAUGUUGUUAUGUAUGUAUGUCGUUAUGUGUAUCUGUUAUGUAAUACAGCAUAUUUAAGCACCUCUCUCUCAAUGAAGUUUGAUGAAAAUGGAACUAACUUCUUGGGACAUAAAAUGCAUGAAAUGCAGUUAAGUCUCGCAAAUCAGUAGCUAAAUACCAAGUUAGACUACGCAUAGUUUUUAAAUGCAUUGUUCUCAAAAAAUGUUUUAUGAAAUUUAAAUUGAGCACUGCAUUUGAGAAAAGACAAGCAUUGUUGUCAAUGUACAGUGUAUUUGUUUGAGAGAAUUAAUCAACAAUGAAUUUGCCAAUAUUCAGACUUAAUGCCCCUGUAAAGUAUUUUGAUAUUUUUGUGUAAAAAUUAAAAAGGUACAAUUAAGACGACUGAACUUUUACUGUCAAUAAAUGUAUUUUACUGAGUUGAUUUGCA